AGUUCAGUCUUUGAUUGGUUGCUGAGAGGCGGGGCUACUCGACUGCUCUGGAGGUAGCGGCCGCGGUGAGGAGAGCCAUGGGACGGGCAGUCAAGGUUUUACAGCUCUUUAAAACACUGCACAGGACCAGACAACAAGUUUUUAAAAAUGAUGCCAGAGCAUUAGAAGCAGCCAGAAUAAAGAUAAAUGAAGAAUUCAAAAAUAAUAAAAGUGAAACUUCUUCUAAGAAAAUAGAAGAGCUAAUGAAAAUAGGUUCUGAUGUUGAAUUAUUACUCAGAACAUCUGUUAUACAAGGUAUUCACACAGACCACAAUACACUGAAACUGGUCCCUAGGAAAGACCUUCUUGUAGAAAAUGUGCCAUAUUGUGAUGCACCAACUCAGAAGCAAUGAGUUUUCUAGAAUACAACAAGUCUUUGUACUUUUUAACUUUAAAAUCUACAACUCUGGCAAAAGUCCUGGAAAUGCAGACAUUUUCCCUGAACUGGCAUAUUGAAAAUGAAUGAAUUACAGAAUAGCUUCAUAUUUAAAUUUCAUGUUAAAAGGUCAUUACUGAGAACUAAAGAACAUAAUUAAGUAUUUCUAAAGGAAAUUAGAUAAGAAAACAUUUCAUUUUCAUUGAAAAUCAAAUUUCAUAAAGCAAAGUAAAUGCUUAGGGAGAUAUAUUCAAUCUUUGACCUUGAUGAGUAUUUGAUCUUACCAUAGCUAUUUGAGAAUGUGGUGCUUUUACAAAUUGGUGAGUUUUCCUGCCAUGUGAAAUGCAAUUAUUACAUUUAAAUUGUUAGAUUAAAAUGAUAUUUAGUCCUGAAAAAUAUUAAAUUGGUCAAAAAAAUCACAGUGUAUGCCAGCUCUCUACAGAAAGUGGCCUUUGUUUUCUAAAGCACUGGGAUUAUUUCUGUAGCUAAUAUAUAAUUGUACAGUUUCUUUUUAGAGAUAGAGAGUAUCUCUGUGUUCUUAUGAAGACAUUUUUUAUCAGUUUUCUGAAAAUAGAUGAAUAAAAUAUUAUAGUCACCUAGGGUCACUAUGGAAUAAAGAAAUCCUAGUUUAAAGAGGAAAUAGUGGCCCUUGAUCAAACUAUUUAAUAUGGCCUUAGUAGAAUUAGCUGUAUUUAGACAAAGUUAGACUUUAGUGUGAAAUGUAAUCGGUGGCUACAUUCUCAUCGUUUUAAUUAAUGAAACUUAAAUGGCUUCUCUUCUUCCACAUGUCCUGUCCUUGACAAGAUGGGCAGUAUCACAAAAGGUCCUGGCAUUCUACCAUCUAACACUAGGAACUGUAAAAUACUGUUUAAUAUUCUUCUUGUUUCUCUUUUAUCUGUGUAUCUUUGCCAUUCUAUUUUCUCAGUGAAUAGUAUGUUUUCUCCCAUUCACUGAUAAAUUCUCUCAUUUGAUGAUGAUACAGGGUUUUUAAUUUUUGCAAGAUUCUCAAUGCAAGCAUUGUUAUGUAUCUAGAAAUUAUACCUAGAGAAAAAUGAAAGUCGUUUCAAAUUUGAAAUUUGCCCUUUUAAGAGAAUGCUGAAUGUCAUCGCAGUAUAUAAUCACUAUAUAAAUGUGCUGACUUACAGUUAUUUUAGUGUCUAUAUGACAUAUUUUGAGGAAAGUUGGCUGACGUUAUUUAAAUUUAAUAUAUAUUCUAUAUUUUAGUGUUAUUGAAUAUUUUAUCACUGAGCUUUUUUCUUUAACCUGAAUUCCCUGUUCCAUUUUUCAUUCAUAUUAAUUUAAAUAACUCCAGAUUUCUUUCUUAUAGUCAUUAUUAGUAGCAGAUGAGAUUAAUAAUUCACAUGUUUAUUAAAGAUAGUGGCUUAGAAAUUUUAAGAUAUAUUGAUAUAGGCCCGGGCGCUGUGGCUCACACCUGUAAUCCCGCACUUUGGGAGGCUGAGGCGGGCAGAUCACAAGGUCAGGAGUUCGAGACCAGCCUGGCCAAUGUGGUGAAACCCCAUCUCUACUAAAAACACAAAAAUUAGCCAGGUAUGGUGGCGGGCGCCUGUAGUCCCAGCUACUCGGGAGGCUGAGGCAGGAAAAUCACUUGAACCCGGGAGGUGGAGGUUGCAGUGAACUGAGAUUGUGCCACUGCACUCCAGCCUGGGGGACAGAGUGAGACUCUGUCUCAAAAAAAAAAAAGAAAAAAAAAGGAAAAAGGAAAAAAAAAAGAUAUAUUGAUACAGAUAGGUAGAUAUGAUAUUGUACUUUCAUGCCAUAAGACUACACAAUAAAGUUCCUGAAAGUUCCUGGCUGGGCGCAGUGGCUCACGCCUGUAAUCCCAGCACUUUGGGAGGCCGAGGCAGGCAGAUCACCUGAGGUCAGGAGUUCUAGACCAGCCUGACCAACAUGGGGAAACCCUGUCUCUACUAAAAAAAAUACAGAAUUAGCCAGGUGUGGUGGCACAUGUCUGUAAUCCCAGCUACUCGGGAGACUGAGGCAGGAGAAUUGCUUGAACCCAGGAGACGGAGGUUGCAGUGAGCCGAGAUCGCACCAUUGCACUCCAGCCUAGGCAACAAGAGUGAAACUCCGUCUCAAAAAUAAAUAAAUAAAUAAAGUUCCUGUGAAGUAUAUAAACAUGUCAACAACAGGCUUGACUGUCACAAAAUUCUGAAAGAUGUCGCACUCUAUUCUUAUAUAGCAUAUGCUAAUUUAUUUAUUUAUUUUUUGAGAUUGAGUUCUGCUGUGUCACCCAGGUUGGAGUGCAGUGGCAUGGUCAUGGUCCACUAAAGCCUUGACCCCUGGGGCUCAGCAGUUAUGCCAACUAAGCCUCCCAAAUAGCUGAGACUAGAGGUAUGCGCCACCACACCUAGCUAUUUUUUUUAUUUUUAGUAAGGACAAGGUCUCAUUAUGUUGGCCAGGCUGGUCUCAAAUUCCUGAGCUCAGUUGAUCCUCCCACCUCAGCCUCCCAAAGUGCUGGGAUUACAGGUGUAAGCCACUGCACCCUGCCUAUUCUUAUAAUCAUAUAUUUAUAUUUCAAAUGGAUUUUAACUGGUUAUUUAAUAGUUUAAUUAGAUAAAGUAAUUCAUGGCUGGGUGUGGUGGCUCACGCCUGUAAUCCCAGCACUUUGGCAGGCUGAGGCAGGUGGAUUACCUGAGGUCGGAAGUUCGAGACCAGCCCAACCAACGUGGAGAAACCCCAUCUCUAUUAAAAAUGCAAAAUUAGCAGGACAUGGUGAUACACACCUGUAAUCCCAGCUAGUCAGGAGGCUGAGGCAGGAGAAUUACUUGAGCCAGGGAAGCAGAGGUUGUGGUGAGCUAAGAUUGUGCCACUGCACUCCAGCCUGAGAGAACAAGACUCCGUCUCAAAAAAAGAAAAAAAGAAAACUUUUUUACACAUGGGUAUCUCACCAUGUUGCCCAGGCUGGAGUGCAGUAGCUAUUCAUAGGCACAGUCAUAGCACACUGCAGCCUAGAAUUUCUGACCUCAAGCAAUCAUCCUGCCUCAGCCUCCUAAGUAGCUAGGACUACAGGUGCAUACCACCAUAACCAGCUUUAAUUAAAUGUUUUUUAUUUGGUUAUUUUUUUUAAGUUUUCUGUAUUCACACAAGGGGUUGCCCAAAUAUAAUUUUGCUUUGACUAUUGAGAUCUAGUGAAAGUGGGGUAUAUGAAUUCUAAUUGCAAAUAUCCAGGCUCAGAGGCCCAGCAGGACUUUCUAACACAAUCUUUUAGCGGAAGUUAGAAAUGGUAUAUAGCAGGAGAGUCAGAUUUGAGAAGCAUAUGUAGAUUCGAAGCUGGGGGAAUAUGGCAGGUAGUUUGUACAACAUCUAAUUCAGAACAUUAAAAUUAAGAUUUUAGUCAAACUGUGUUUAAGUUAGUUCUUAUUUUCCUGUAGAUGCAUCUCACAGCAUCAGUACAAUACCAAAAAAGCACACAAGAAUAAGAAUAUGUGGAAUUUCUAUACCUAUUGACAAAGCACAUAAUUUAACCAUAAACACAAAGCCAUAGGUCAACAAAGAAAUGAAGAUUCCAGUUCUGAAGGUGAGUUUUCUGAAGCCAAAGUGGAUACAUGCAAAAUUAAUAUAGUUUUACUGUAUAUCAGUUGUCACCAAUCAGAAAUGGAAAACAGAUCCUAUUUAUAAUUGCAAACAAAACUGUAAAAUAGACUUUUUAAAGUCUGGGAAUAGACUUCUAAAAUAAGCUAUAACACUUAAAAAGGAGAGAUAUACUAUGUUCCUAGAUAGGACAAUUGAAAAUUCUGGAGAUGACAGUUUUUCAAAAAUCUAUUGAGGCCAGGUGCAGUGGCCCAUGCCUGUAGUUCCAGUACUUUGGGAGGCCUAGGUGGGUGGAUCACCUGAGGUUGGGAGUUUGAGACCAGCCUGACCAACAUGGAGAAACCCCGUCUCUACUAAAAAUACAAAAUUAGCCAGGCGUGGUGGUGCAUGCCUGUAAUCCCAGCUACUCGGGAGGCUGAGGCGUGAGAAUCGCUUGAACCCGGUAGGCAGAUGUUGCAGUGAGCCGAGAUCGCACCAUUGCACUCCAGCCUAGGCAACAAGAGCGAAACUCCAUCUCAAAAAUAGAAAAAACAUUUAUCGAAAUCCCAACAAGUUGACAAAUAUAUCCACAUAAAAAUAUAAAACUUCUGUAUUCUGUGAAAGCUACUAUAAAUAAAGUUUAGAGAAAGUUAUUUGCCACCUAUGUCAUGAUUGAAAUAGUUAAUUGAUCCUGUGAAUCAGUUAGCAAAACAUAACUCAAUGGAAAGAUAGGCAAAUGAUACAAAUAAGAAAUUCACAAAAGAAGAAAUACUAAGUCUCUAGUGAUGAGAGAAAUGUAAAUUAAAAUGAAACAUGUUUGUUCAUCAAGUUGUCACAAGUUAGACAAUCAUAUCCAAUAUUUUUAAAGGUUGUAAGACUAUAAGGAAAUAGCCACUGUCAUAUCAUUUUUAAAGGAAUAUAAAUUAUAGGGCCUUUUGUUUCUUUGGGUUUUUUUUUUUUAGAGACAAGAUCUCUCCGUGUUGUCUAGGCUGGACUCAAACUUCUGGACUCAAGCAAUCCUCGCAACAUCAUUAAUAGCUGAGAGUAGAGACUUGAGCCACCACACCUGACUAUAGGGCCUUUUUGAAAGGAAAAUUGACAUCAUCAAAAUUUUAAAUAUAUUCAGUCUAUUUCUCAAAAACUCAAAGAAUACUAAUAAAUGUGUACUCAGGUAUAUGUACAGAAAUUGCUGUAACAUUAUAAUUUUAAACAAUUUAAAACAGACUGAGUUUCCAAAGUUAGGGUACAAUGAAAGAAAAGGUGGCUUAUUUAUACUCUGGAAUAUUUUCCAAGAGUUGAAAAGGAUGAGGAUACACACACACACACACACACACACACACACACACACACACACACACAGUUUGGGUAUCCCUAAUCCAGAAAUUCAAAUGCUCCAAAGUCCAAAACUUUCUGACCCACCAACAUGACUGAUGCUCAAAGGAAAUGGCCACUGGAAGAUUUCAGAUUUUCAGAUUUGGAGUGCUCAACCAGUAAGUAUAUAAUGCAAAUAAUCCAAAAUACAAAAAAAAAAAAAAAGAAAUCUGAAACACUUCUGAUCCCAAGCAUUUCAGAAAACGGAUGUUCAUUUGUGUGUGUGUGUGUGUGUAAGCAGGUGUUGCUAGAAAUUCACUUAUAUACAAGAAAACUUUUUGUGUACAUAUUUGCAUAUAUAUGUACAAAUGGGUAGAAACGAUACAUGAUUAAUCUUAAUCGGGAAGGAAAAGAGAUUUAGGGAAGGAAGCAGUAAGUGAGAACUUUUAUUCUAUUUACUCCUGCACGUUUAAAUAUUGUUUACAGUGAGUAUAUCAACAUGUAAGUGUUAAAAGACAAUAAGCUACUAGUGAUUUUUAAUAUAAAAUUAACUAUAAAAUAUUUUAAAUAUUAGCAAAUAAUAUAGCACACUCAUGAACCUAAUUCCCACAUUUGAUAGUUGUUACAUUUUGCCAUGUUUGUUUAAAGGUCUAAGUCAUAAAAUCUUAUAAAGCUAAACCCCACCCUUCUCUUUCUCCUCUCUCUCCAGGAUAAUUACUGUUUUAUAGUUUGUGGAUAUCAUUCCCUUACUUGUGUUUAUACUUUUACCAAGUGUGUAUGUAUUCAAAAAACAGUUGUUUUGUGAUUUUAAAAUGUAAAUGAAUGGCGUUAUGCUCCAUGUAUUCUGCAACUUUUCAUCAUACAUUAGGUUUUGGCGAUUUAGCCAUAAUUUGGCAUGAAUUCAGGUCUUUUAAGUUUUAUUCCAUUGUAAGAAUAAACAAGUUUGUUCAUUCAUGUCUCCA
This is a messenger RNA of Homo sapiens (human), 6219 nucleotides long. RefSeq names its product LYR motif containing 7 (gene LYRM7). Bases 78 to 392 code for a protein of 104 amino acids. Gene Ontology annotation, cellular component: mitochondrial matrix; mitochondrion. Gene Ontology annotation, biological process: mitochondrial respiratory chain complex III assembly; protein folding. The transcript has 5 exons. Lineage: Eukaryota; Metazoa; Chordata; Mammalia; Primates; Hominidae. The record is from RefSeq and is marked reviewed.